Molecule: messenger RNA, 1601 nt
Organism: Saprolegnia diclina VS20
Lineage: Eukaryota; Oomycota; Saprolegniomycetes; Saprolegniales; Saprolegniaceae
Exons: 5
Coding region: 12-1601 (529 amino acids)
Source: RefSeq, a predicted model, not a curated record
GACUGCUCUGGAUGCGCAAGGUAGCACCGACGUCGUCAUGCUAUCGCGUGCAUCGCCACGGCCUAGCUUGGUUCCUUAGCAUCGCGUCGCUCUUCAAUGUCUCGUCUAUGCCGCUCACGGCCUACCUCUCGGAGUACCUCCCGUGGGUCGGUCGACUGAGCGCCGCCGAAUCGUACGCCAACUACACGACGUUCAGCACGGCAAUGCUCGCUGUAAACCAGCAGCUGUAUUCGAGUGCAACGUUGCCUCGGGGGGUCGUCUACCUUGUCGAUGAUCUCAACGACGCACAAGUCGCCCGGGCACUGCUACCCCUCGCACAGCCGCCGAUGGAUGCGAAUAUGUGUUUUCGAACACAUCUCUUGGGUCUACCGGGUCUUAUCUACUACACCGGGGCCCACGUGGACCUGCUCUGCAGUGUGCUCCAGUUGCCCAAUACCAGCAGCAUCGGCAAGUGGGCAAAUCUGGGCUCGUGCUUUCAUGCACAGCUGAUCACUUUUACACUGGGUCGGUCGUGUCUCUGGGUCGUACCAGGUGACGCAAUUCACAAUACGACCAACGACAGCAGCGACCAUGUGACCGUCUAUUUUGCCUACUGGGAGUCAAGGUACGAGUCCUGGGUCUGGUUCAAGUUUGUCUAUCGAAUUUGCGCCACAUUGUUUGUCUGGAAUCGGCUCUGGCGCCUCUACUACCGCCAUGUUUUUGAGCUCGAGGCACGACUACAAAUAUCUGGUCAUCGCCAGACCAUGCCCGAGGGUGCUUGGUCCUACCAGCUGGUUGUGGGCGACCCAACCACCAUCAUCCUCAUGGAUCCGUGGGUCGCGUCCCUAUACUUUCUCGACAUUUGGCUCAGCGUCACCAACCUCGCGAUCGCCAUCAUGCAAGUCACACAAAAUGGCAACGCGAAGCUGAUGCUUCUCAGCAUGUCGUAUCUGGCACGGACGGUCUGGUUUGCGUACUGGGGUCUCUGCCUCGUCUCGUUUGGGCUCAAACGCUGGCAGAAGGAACACAUCUUUGGCGAAGUCGAUCCGACUCUUGUCGCCAUUGCAGUCACCAUUUAUGGUCCGGUGCUCACAUGGAUGAACGGCCAUGUUGAGAUUUUCACGCGCAUUUACCGCUGGACGUUCUACUGUCUGUUGCCCGCCGAGCGACGGAGCCAAGAGAUCGAGUCGGCCCUUGGCUGUGUCAUUUAUGCGGGACUCAUCACGUGCAUUCCGCUUCUCUACGGCUUGAUCGCCCCGCACGUCCCGCAAUUCCAGCGUCAUAGCACCGUCGAGUACAGCAGCUUUCACUUCAACAACGUCAAGACCCGUGUCGCCUUUGGACUGGCCCGCGCGCUGUACCACGAGCCGCGACUUCAGUCGCGCGGGGGCAACCUGCAUCGGGCCUUUGCAGCCAUACCUCGCCUCAAGCAAUGUCCGACCAUCAGUCUCCGCUCAACUGACUGUUUUGUGCUCUGCUACUGCGACGGACACUUGCACGAGAAGCUGCGUCUGAGCCUUCUCGACAGCUUGGACAGAACGCACACGGAGAUCCCGAGGGCCGCCACGUCAUCAGAAUUCGUCGUCAACGUCCUCGCCAAGCCAGACGGUACCUUACUAUGA